Messenger RNA from Cryptomeria japonica (Japanese cedar), 2301 nucleotides. RefSeq lists its product as uncharacterized. Gene Ontology annotation, cellular component: mitochondrial matrix; peroxisomal matrix. The record is from RefSeq and is a predicted model, not a curated record. The transcript has 16 exons. Gene Ontology annotation, biological process: malonyl-CoA catabolic process; acetyl-CoA biosynthetic process; fatty acid biosynthetic process. NCBI's taxonomy places the organism in Eukaryota, Viridiplantae, Streptophyta, Pinopsida, Cupressales, Cupressaceae. Gene Ontology annotation, molecular function: malonyl-CoA decarboxylase activity. The coding region runs from base 201 to 1778 and encodes 525 amino acids.
UUGCUUCACCUACAUAAAAAAAAAGCGGAGAUAUUUUGCUCACGUGGCUAUAUAGUCAUCUGAUUUUGGGCAAAAUUUGUAAACCUAUCCGUUGAAGACAGAUUUUUACACGGUUAAAUGAACAUGAAAUGAAAAUCAAAGCUGUUAAUCAGUCCUAUAUGUAUACGAGAAAUUCUUAGCAGUAGAAAGGAGGCCAGAAUAUGUCAAACACAGCAAAUCGGAAAGGCUUAUCAAUUUUGAUGAGAAUGAGGAUGCGGCCUGCAAAUGAAAUGGUCGCCAAUGUAUCGCCCAGUAGCAACCCAUCAUCUGAAGAAGAACAAGCUGAGAAGCAGCCUGACGGAUUUGAUGCCGCCUCAAAUGAACAUCCGUCAAGGAUACUAGAAAAUGUGCAGAAGCUAAUGCAUGGAGCGAUUCACAUUAAGAAGAUGGAUACCUUAGAUCUAACUCUCACAGAAUUCUCACAGGGUUACCUUAGGCUUGGUCAUGAGAAUCGUAGAAAAGCUCUCUUAGCACUUGCUAUAGAGUAUGGUGUUAACAGGGUUCAUGUUCGUGAUCUUAUCCAGCAUUAUCUUGGACUGCAGAGUGAUGAUCAUAGGCAGACACCUGACUUGGAUGAAGAAGGGCUUGCCUCUGCUUUAUAUAGGACUGAGCGAAAUUUACGAUGUGCUUUAAAGCCAUUAUACACAAUACUUUUUGAAAGGUUGAAUGCCCACCCAGGUGGCUUGAAGUUCUUGGUUGAUCUUCGAGUAGAUAUAAGUGUUACCAUUGAGGAGGAACGUGUUCCAUCAUUGCGAGCCUUGGAUUCAGAGUUGAAGGAGAGGCUGGCAACAUGGCUUAGUCCAGCUGUUUUGGAGCUCUAUCAUAUUACGUGGAAUGAUCCUGCAUCUCUGCUAGAGAAGAUUGUGGCAUAUGAGGCAGUACAUCCCAUUAGCAACCUUUAUGAUUUGAAGCGAAGAUUGGGAACAGGUCAUCGCUGCUUUGGUUAUCUACAUCCUGCAAUACCAGGUGAGCCGCUUAUUUUUAUUGAAGUUGCUUUAAUGAAGAGCCUAGCACAAUCGAUACAGGAAGUACUUUGGGAUGAACCACCUAUCCCAGAAAUUGAUGCAACAACAGCUUUGUUCUACUCAAUCUCUUCUACUCAGCCUGGUCUAGCUGGAAUUAAUCUUGGAAAAUUUCUAAUCAAACGCGUUAUUGAGUUGGUUCGACAGGAAAUGCCACAUAUUAAAGUGUUUGCCACACUUAGUCCUAUCCCUGGGUUCAUGCAGUGGCUUCUAUCAAAGCUUGCUCAAUCAACUUCCGAGAACAGUACAGAUUUGGGGGAAGCAUCAACAAGUACUUUUAAAGAGAACUUACUUCUUCCAGAAGAGGAGAAGGCAAUAGUAGAGGCAUUUGUGAAAUCAGAUGAAAGUAUAAGUGGCAUGGAAGUCUUAUUAAAGCUACUAAGCUCAAAUGGACACGAUUGGACCAAGUCUGAGAUGUUGUUAGCAGCAUUGGAAACUCCUAUGAUGCGAUUGUGUACAAGAUAUUUACUUAAGGAAAAGAAGCGAGGCAAGGCUCUUGAUCCUGUCACAAAUUUUCAUGUGCAGAAUGGUGCUACUCUUGAGAGAUUAAAUUGGAUGGCUGAUAGGUCACAAAAGGGUCUUUCCCAAAGCGCUGGCAUUAUGGUGAACUAUCUCUACAGGGUGGAUGAGAUAGAAGAAAAUGCUCAGAAAUAUUUUGACACGGGAUAUAUUGGAGCUUCAGCUUUCAUCGAAGUUCAUUUAAAAUCCUCUCCAUAAGUGUUAUGAGAAUCGCCACUCAAAAUCUUUAUUCUAACGUCAUUUUUCAGAUGGCAAACGUGUCCAAUCUUCUACAUGGCACUCUCUAGGGAAAUCAGCAGCUUAUGCAACAAAUUGGACGAGUGCAAAGCCAGAUCAACAAACUGGAGUCUGCUCAAGAAGAGCUGAUCUAACUCAUUAAGGCCAUCACUUCUGGUACUACCUUAAUAACUGCUGCUGGCUCCUCUCUCUAGGAUGGAGGCAAGAUCAGAAGCUUAAGAUGUUUUUCUGGGAGCUUAGUUGCAUGGGAGAUCAAUCUGUCAGCUGCUCAUUGAUUUUUUAUAUGUAUUCAAUGGUUCUUUGUACUCGAUAUUAUUCUCAACCAUCGCUGUAGAUCGUAAAUAAGUAUCUUGGUUUAUUAUUUUAUUUUCAAAAUUUUAAAAAUUAGUUAUAUUGCUUGAGAAUUUUACUCAGCUUUUCCAACGUUGUCUAUCUAUGUUUCAUUAAAAUUUGUAAUGAUUAAUAUCAUUUGAUUUUCUUACAA